AUGAGCGAUCGCCAAGCCGGAUCGUCAUCGACAAGAUCGGGUUCCCAGUCAUCUCGGAAAAAAGCCACGCGUUAUCAGCCUAUAGUGAGCUGUCUGGAAUGUAGAAGGAUGAAAUGGAAAUGUGACCGUCAAUUCCCAUGUGCGAAUUGCCGCAAACGCGGGCUGGAAUCUCUCUGUCCAAAUGGUCAACUUCGAUCAUUACGAGGACAAUAUGAGCAGACGUCAGAAGAUAUUGAGAAUCUGAAGAAAAGGAAUGCUCUGUUAAAAGAAGCUUUGGAAGAAGCAUUGCGUCAGGGGUUUGAGAUCUCUGGCUUAAGAAACGGCUUAGACGAUAUAUCGGUGGUGGACGCUAGACCUACUGGAAUGGUCACUUCGGCUAUGUCUACGGAAAGAUACGCACAAGCAUUGGUAGAAAGAGAGAGCAGUACUGAGGAAUCAACACAUGGUCACCUCAUUGUAGGAGAUGAGCCAGGCUCGUCCUCCUUUUUCGGUAACGCUGGUGCUCAUUACCACCUUCACGUCUCAGGCGAAGGGUCAGACUCGCCGUUGCGAGGGGAACGCCCGUUCAUUGCAGAUGAUAUAUCAGCCGAGCGGUCCGAUACUUUUCCAUUUCCCAAUCUAGCUCCUAUCACGGUGGAAAACCUACUACUGCUCUCACCCAGUAGACACGAUGCUGAGAGAUGGUCAAGGAUAUAUUUCGAGGACGCAGCGAUCCUACAUCAUAGCGUUGACCCUCAAAUUUAUUGGACAAAUGUCUUCCCGCGUCUGUUCGGCAAUGCUACUACCGCUGAUCAAGCGCGAGGGCUGUCACUCAACAGCCACGAGCUGGGACUAGUCUUCCUUGUCUUGGCUUGUGGUGCAGCAAUGGAUACAAGCCUUCCGCCAUACAACGAGAUCGCUGAACGCUUUUUCCGCUUAGGACGUACAGCGUUGUCCAUAAACCCUGGGGACUCCUUACCUUUCAUACAGUCGAUUCACAUCAUGAGUCGCUACCUGUCCAACUCUUUCAAAGGGCCAAAGACAACUCUCGGAUUCUGGACUCAUUUGGGUAUGGCUGUUAGAAGCGCACAAUCUAUGGGUCUACACAGAGAUGGUCUUCGGUGGAAUCUGAGCGAUGAGGAGCUGGAGAUGCGUCGAAGAUUAUUCUGGGAGAUCUACACCGAAGACAUUUUGCAAUCCAUGACACAAGCGAGGCCACGUCUUCAUCAUUAUAAAUAUCGCCUCGCUCGAAUCCUUUCCAAGGUGAAUGACGUCCAGGUCAAUGUUGUCCCCUCGCAAUACAAAGAUGUUCUAGCAAUUCAUGACCUGCUAAAGAAGUUCGAGGAGGAGCUACCGCCUGUCCUUCGUACCAAUCAUGUCAUCGGUCCUCACAUGGAUCGUAGUGCUCACUACCAAAGAAUGACUCUGCGACUGCUCAUAACGGAAGGUUCUCAUGAACCGUUGACUUCCCCCUUCCGGUUCAGCUACGUGGCAGAAUUAGAAGCCUCACGCGUGAUCUUGCUCAUAUUACAGGAUGCACUAGCUAUGGAGGAUCAGCUUGCUUACCGAUUCUUGAUCUUUUUCUUCCAUGCGUUCACUGCGAUUGUGAAUUUCGCUGCUGUGGUGAUUCGAUCACCACGAUCCUCUUUAGCAAUGGCGUCGUUGAUUCAAGCAGAACAUGGCGUGCGCCUUUUCGAAUCGAUCCCCGAUGGUUUUCGAGCCCGGAAUGAUCUACCAUUGAUACGCAAGCUGCUGGACGAAGCCAGGAAGAGUAUUGAAAGUCUCAACAAUGAGAAUAGGCAGCAGUCUGAGAUCGAUGUCAACUCCUUCGGUUUCGGAACCAAACUUGUGCGCCUCUCAACGAAACCAUUGGCACAGGCAGAAGCUAUCAAUCCGUCCGCGCAGAAUGGCAAAAGUUUCGGUCUCGACUUCAACUUCCCUACCACUUUGGCGGACGCCUUCGAAUUGACCAACCAGGCGGAUCCUUCGUUGGAGCAGAAUUUUUCUUCGGAGUAUGCAGUCCCAACCUUCAGCGAAGACGAUCAUCUUUUCGAUUGGCUCUCUGCAGAUUGGACUUCUGCGUUCGUCUCAUCCGAUCAGUAUCACGCUGUAGAUCAGUCUGGCACCGCUGCCAGGGUGGAAGAGGAUUUUGUGAAUUUGAUGACAAGCAUUGGUCUAUUCGCAUCUAAUGAUCAAACAUAG
This is a messenger RNA of Kwoniella botswanensis, 2181 nucleotides long. RefSeq lists its product as uncharacterized. Gene Ontology annotation, molecular function: DNA-binding transcription factor activity, RNA polymerase II-specific; DNA binding; zinc ion binding. The record is from RefSeq and is a predicted model, not a curated record. Gene Ontology annotation, biological process: regulation of DNA-templated transcription; DNA-templated transcription. Bases 1 to 2181 code for a protein of 726 amino acids. The transcript has 19 exons. NCBI's taxonomy places the organism in Eukaryota, Fungi, Basidiomycota, Tremellomycetes, Tremellales, Cryptococcaceae.